Molecule: messenger RNA, 2381 nt
Organism: Pelobates fuscus (common spadefoot toad)
Lineage: Eukaryota; Metazoa; Chordata; Amphibia; Anura; Pelobatidae
Gene: GPAT3
Product: glycerol-3-phosphate acyltransferase 3
Exons: 12
Coding region: 128-1474 (448 amino acids)
Biological process (GO): triglyceride biosynthetic process
Cellular component (GO): endoplasmic reticulum
Molecular function (GO): glycerol-3-phosphate O-acyltransferase activity
Source: RefSeq, a predicted model, not a curated record
GAGAAUAGGAAGUCAGUGCCUUAAUGGUAAAGUUUGUUUUUCCUGCUCUGUCAGGUAAUGGAGCAGAGAAUGGGAGACAGAUGACAAGGUUACCUGAGGGGUUACAGAGGGAUAGCCAGGCUGAACCAUGGAGGAUUUUAAGACAGUAACUUAUAACAUCUUCACAGUAUGGCUGGCCAUGAUCUUCGUGCUGAUUUUAUUGCCUUCUAUAUUCGGGCUUUCUCUGGGUAUCUCUGAAGUGUACAUGAAAAUCCUGGUUAAAACAUUAGAGUGGGCAACCUUGAGGAUUCAAAGAGGAUUUGAACGUCAAAAGAAACUUCGAGCAUCCGCUUCCAAUGUUAUAAUCCAGAGAGAUGAGUCGCCAAUGGAGACUGAGAUUGGGGGCCUGAGACAAUCGCGAAGUCAGUGCUUGCAGCAAGGAGACUUUGAACUGUCCGAUGUGUUCUAUUUCUCCAAGAAGGGUUUUGAAGCUAUUGUUGAAGAUGAAGUGACUCAACGGUUUUCCUCUGAAGAACUUAUAUCCUGGAACCUUCUCACCCGAACCAACUACAACUUUCAGUAUGUCAGCUGGAGAGUCACACUCAUCUGGGUGCUCGGAGUCUUUAUACGUUACUGUAUUCUCCUUCCCCUGCGCGUUACCUUGGCUACAAUUGGGAUCAGCUGGCUGGUCAUAGGUGCGACUCUUGUUGGGCAACUGCCAAACAGCAGUGCGAAAAGGUGGCUCAGUGAACUUGUACAUCUAGUUUGCUGUCGUAUCUGUGCAAGGGCUCUCUCCAGUGCUAUCCAGUACCAUAACAAAGAGAACCGACCUAAAAAAGGAGGCAUUUGUGUAGCUAACCACACUUCUCCAAUAGAUAUCAUCAUUCUGGCUAAUGAUGGGUGCUAUGCUAUGGUUGGACAGAUUCACGGAGGGCUGAUGGGAGUUAUUCAGAGAGCAAUGGUGAGAGCUUGUCCACAUGUGUGGUUUGAGCGUUCUGAAAUGCGAGAUCGCCACCUUGUGACAAAAAGGCUUACAGAACAUGUUUCUGAUAAAACAAAGUUGCCCAUUUUGAUUUUCCCUGAAGGUACCUGCAUCAAUAACACAUCGGUUAUGAUGUUUAAAAAGGGAAGUUUUGAAAUAGGAGGCACCAUUUAUCCAGUGGCAAUUAAGUAUGACCCUCAGUUUGGUGAUGCUUUUUGGAAUAGCAGUAAACACAGUAUGGUGAGCUAUCUACUACGAAUGAUGACCAGCUGGGCACUCAAGUGCAACGUGUGGUACCUACCUCCAGUGACAAGAGAGGUGGACGAAGAUGCCGUUCAUUUUGCCAAUAGAGUAAAGUCUGCAAUUGCCAAACAAGGAGGACUGGUUGAACUUGACUGGGAUGGUGGUCUUAAAAGAGAUAGAGUCAAAGAAUCUUUCAAAGAGGAACAGCAGAAAAACUACAGCAAGAUAAUUGUAGGAGAACAUAAUUCCUUCCAAAAAACAACCAACUGAACAUUUUUUGAGGCUAUCAAACAACAAACAGAGUUUAUUCAUUUUUUUUUCUUUCACAUUUGCACUAAUGAGAUGGAGGAUGAAGUUAAGUAAAUUUCACUGCCAUGCAAAGAUUGCCUGUUGCUCACCUUGUGAAGUGCUCGGGCAACUUUGAUUUUGCCUGAAUUUACAGGAGAAUACCAGUUGAGUUUGGUCAAGAAACACCGCCUUGCAGUAGCGACAUUUAUAUUGACUAUAAACUGAUAAAUCUUCUCAAUGCUGGGUCUUCAACAGUAAAGCUAUAAAGGGAAUUUUGGAUCAAUGUAAAUUAACAUUCCCCAUGAAAUGUGGAAUGACAUUGGUACCAUUUCUAGUUAGAUUUAAUAAUUGAUUUGUGUUUUCUGGUCAUGUCAUAAAAACAUUCUAUAUGGAAAACAUGCAUUUUGUUUAUGUAUUUGUACAAGUAUGUAUGCAUCAGUUCAGUUUUGUUGUAUUUUUAUGCUGUGCAAUUUAUACUAUCGUUGCAACAACAAUUUCUACAUCCAGGCUACUAAAAUGUAAUAAUUUUUUUUUUUUUGCAGAUUUAUACUAGGCUUUUGGUGUGCCGAGGAUAACUAAUAUGGUCUGAUUAAUAUUUUAUAUUUGCUGUUUAGGCAAAUAUGGUGUCCUUCUGGAACACUAUAACAGUGCAAUUCUGCAUUAUAAAAAAAUACAAUAUAUAUAUAUAUAGUAAGAAAUUUAUCUGUCUGAUGCCAUACUUUCAAAUGGCAUCCUAAUACUAAACAAGACCUUGCAAAAAACGCUAAUGCAGUGUCUUUUAUGAGCAGUGUUUUCGAUCUCAUUUUGUAUUCCGUCCUACUAUGAUUGUUGAACUCCUUGGUUGGUUUUAUCUCUCAAAUAUCCUUUAAUAAAAUUUGUUUUGAGUUGA